AUGAACAGUGACGUGCGAAGUGAGUACGACUCCUCUUCGGGCUCAGAGGAUGAGCCGUCGGCUCUACGGGAACGUACCCCUCGUCUUUCUUCUUCCACGCAGUCUUCCUCACCAACAGAUCCAGUCACUGCUCCUGUCCCUGCUCAUCUUCAUCACCGCCACCACCAACUCCAGCAACAGAAACUGCAGCAGUUACACGUGAGAACUAGUGGGCUUGAUGAUGCCGCUGGUGGUGGUGGCAGCAGUGGUGGUGGCAUCAUUAACGCCUCUCCCUGUCCUGCUGAUGCAAACUCACAAACCAGCCCAGCUCAAGACCCUGAUGUUGGUGGUGAUUCCGGUGAUGAUGACGACGUAGGCCCUUUUGCGCUCUGGUAUCUCCAUACUCUUCAGGGGUUCUCGUAUUCCUCCUGUGUUCCACUGGAAACCGGUAUGUUCACCGUUUUAAGUGAAUUAAAAAAAACCACCUAUACCCAUGCUUACAUCAUUGGACAUGGUAAAGUUUCCUAG
This is a messenger RNA of Hydatigera taeniaeformis, 507 nucleotides long. Lineage: Eukaryota; Metazoa; Platyhelminthes; Cestoda; Cyclophyllidea; Taeniidae. The record is from the annotation of a GenBank genome assembly.